AUGGCUGCAAUCAGAAAAAAGCUGGUAAUCGUGGGUGACGGAGCUUGCGGAAAGACUUGCCUGUUGAUUGUCUUCAGCAAGGAUCAAUUCCCAGAUGUGUAUGUGCCAACAGUCUUCGAGAAUUACGUAGCUGACAUAGAAGUCGACGGAAAACAGGUAGAAUUGGCGUUAUGGGAUACUGCCGGUCAAGAAGAUUACGAUCGUCUCCGUCCACUUUCUUAUCCCGACACUGACGUCAUAUUGAUGUGCUUCAGCAUUGAUUCACCUGAUUCAUUGGAGAAUAUACCUGAAAAGUGGACGCCAGAAGUGAGUCCAUGA
Molecule: messenger RNA, 318 nt
Organism: Strongylus vulgaris
Lineage: Eukaryota; Metazoa; Nematoda; Chromadorea; Rhabditida; Strongylidae
Source: the annotation of a GenBank genome assembly